Zingiber officinale is the source of this 882-nucleotide messenger RNA. RefSeq lists its product as uncharacterized. The coding region runs from base 1 to 639 and encodes 212 amino acids. The transcript is spliced from 3 exons. Lineage: Eukaryota; Viridiplantae; Streptophyta; Magnoliopsida; Zingiberales; Zingiberaceae. The record is from RefSeq and is a predicted model, not a curated record.
AUGGGAGGAAUUAAUGGGAGAUUCAGAAAGAAGGGGGGGGGGGGUUUCGUGAUUUUGGGCCGCCGCCAGCCAUCAAGGAGAUUUUUUCUCCUUCUCCAGCUCUUCGCCGGCGCCGACGAAGCCGCCGGCGCUCCCUUCUUCUCCUCCUCUCCUCCCUCGCCGGCAGCCUCCGCGCGCAUAGCAGCCCCCCUCGCCGGCAGCCUCCGCGCGCACAGCAGCCCUCCUCGCCGGCAGCCUCCGCGUGCACAGCAGCCUUCCUCGCCGGCAGCCACUGCUGCCUUCCCCCGCGUCCAUAGCCGCCACCGGCAGCCAACGCUGCCUUUUCCCGCGGCCACAGUCGCCGCUGACAGCCGCAUCUUCCCCAUCUCGCAUCUACUGCCGCUGUCUUUAGUGGAUAUCGUCACCUUCCAGAUAGCCGCAGCUCGAUACUAUUUGGGUUAUUCCGGCCAUCGCGCCGAGGUUGGGUUCGGCCAUCGAGCCGAGGUUGUUCCGGCCAUUGAGUCGUUGGGUUUCACUCUGUGCAUCUCUUAUGAUUACGAGCUAUCUGUGUUAUCCGGCCUGCGUGCCGCGUAUCGGCCUACGAGCCAUUAUGUCUCGGCCUACAUGUCGCUUUUCGGAUCCGGGACCACGACGACUUGAUCAUUAGCUCGACCAGCUCAUCCAUCCAUCCGAGGGCGCCCCCCUGGGCCAGGGUACGUUCUCGUACCUUUUCUGCAUUCAGUUAAUUAUGCUAUACUAUUAUGCGGUUAUUUAUAUGUCUGUGGGAUUCGCCUCGAGCACCGAGGUACCAGAGACCGGGGGCGACCCGGUCGCUGGAUACAGGUACAGUUGACCGGAGGAGGACUUCUGACGAUCUGGUCAACGUAGAGGACAGAUCAUCGA